CGGGUGGCCUGAAGCCUGUACGUAUCAUGCGGUUUCGGCGGCUGGAAAGGGAUCUCGGCUGAUUAGAAUGACUCAGUCGGACGUCCCGAUGUUCAUCGUGUUCACCGCCGAUGACGCCAUCCAGAGCUACACGCUCAACUCGGUGAACCAAUUCCUCGGGCACCGCAAGAACCCUAAUGGCUGCCAACCGAAAAUGACAUAUUACACCUCGCUCAACUACACGAAUUACACUCUCGUCACAGAUUGGUAUGUCGCGGGCAACGAGAUCGCUGACCACACGAUGACACACGUCGGUUCCCCGCCGGAAAACGAGAUUGAUGGGAACUUGAUCGCCUUGAACGCUCUGGCCGGGAUCCCCAUGGCGUCCAUCCAGGGAUUCCGUGCACCGUACCUGAACUACACGGUCGACACCCUCAAGUACCUAGCCAAGGCGGGAUUCACAUACGACUCAAGCGCAUCUGCGUCCAUUCCCGUCACGGAUCCGGGCACGGACGCCUACUGGCCGUACUCUCUGGAUUACGGCAUGGCGAACGAUUGUCUGCAGGUGCAGGGCUCGUGCAAAGGGCAGCCCGUUUUGCCUGGCUUCUGGGAGAUUCCGAUGUAUGCGUUCUUCGAUCAGCGCGGACCUGCCGGACCGCAUCUCAUGGACCCUUGGCU
Mycena citricolor is the source of this 657-nucleotide messenger RNA. The record is from the annotation of a GenBank genome assembly. NCBI's taxonomy places the organism in Eukaryota, Fungi, Basidiomycota, Agaricomycetes, Agaricales, Mycenaceae.